Molecule: messenger RNA, 7906 nt
Organism: Hypomesus transpacificus
Lineage: Eukaryota; Metazoa; Chordata; Actinopteri; Osmeriformes; Osmeridae
Gene: col27a1a
Product: collagen, type XXVII, alpha 1a
Exons: 53
Coding region: 496-5385 (1629 amino acids)
Molecular function (GO): extracellular matrix structural constituent
Source: RefSeq, a predicted model, not a curated record
UGCAGUAACCUACCAGUUGGAUUUAAGCGGGCCCGUGUGGCCACCCCCUGGAGAACGCGUGUAGUUGCUCGGUGCAACCGCUGGGCUUGUAACUUGACACUUGGCUCUGCGGUGCCUUUGCCCUGUCUUACCCACAGAGAGGCUAUUUAAAAAGGAAAAGGAUGGUUCCAGCGCUCCUGACUCCGUAACCCCUUCACGAACCGAACUUUCUUUCCGACUCCUACGUCCUCUACUCUGGAUCGGCAUAAAUGAAUGAACCACCGGGCAAUAACGGAAGAAAGUCAUCCGGAAAAUCUUCCUGUCUAACUAUCCCGUUAAAUCCAGGAAUUUAUGUCGGGCUUGAUAGGGGAAUCAUUAGGAGUUUUUUCCUCUGGAACGAUAUUUCAAGCUUCUCAAAUGUGUAAGACGGCGACUGGUGCUUUCUGUCCCCCUUGCAAAGGAGUCACGUUGUAAUUAAAGGGUCAGGUUUUUGACUGCCAGGACAAAUGAAUACAAAUGAAUUUAGGGACCCGAAGGAGAGAUUGCAGAACCUCUCAUCUCGACACAAAGAGAGCUCUCUUGCUCUGUACCGUUCUCUACUGUACUUGUUACCUGGGACUUGCACAAGUACAUCCUGAAGAUGUGGACAUCCUCCAGAGGCUGGGGCUCCAGGGAGACAAGCCGCCUCGCUCCGUCCCUCCCGGGGUCAUCCCCUUCCGCUCGGGGGUCAUCCUCACCCAGAGGGCCCGCCUGGAGGCUCCCCUGCGCUCCGUCAUACCGCCGCCCUACUGGCCAGACCUGGCAUUGCUCCUGAGUUUCCGCUCACAUCGUGUCAACAGCGCGUUCCUCUUCACCGUGCUCUCUGGCCGCAGGAAGCUGCUGCUGGGCCUGCAGCUGAGUCCAGGGCGCCUGGUCCUCCACACGGGGCCCCGGACCUCCGUCUCCCUGCCCUACGACCCCCACGAUGGCCAGUGGCACCACCUGGCCCUGGACGUGAGUGGGCGGACGGCCACUCUGUACGCGGCUUGCGGUGGGCAGAGUGUCCAUGCGGACUUGGUGUGGGACAGAGAGGACGGGGAGGAUGGGGGCAGGGACCCCCAGAGAAGCUCCUUCCUGCUGGGGAAGUUGAGCCAGCAGGCAUCGGUGCACUUCGAAGGAGCCGUCUGCCAGCUGGACCUGGUCCCCUCUGCGCAGGCAGCUCACAACUACUGCAAGUACAUUAAGAAACAGUGCAGGGAGGCCGACACUUACAGGCCCAACCUGUCCCCCCUUCUGCCCCUCAUCCCCCGGGACCCCAACACCACGGCCACCCGGGCCCCCUUGGCCCUGGUGCCCCCGGACAUGGCCAGGAAACCUUUGGGCCUCAGCCCAGCUCGGACCGCCGCUGCUGCCGCCUCUGCUGUCCGCUACGUGGCUCCUUCCCUCCCGUUAAAACCCACCAGUCCACCUCCUCAGCCUUCACCAGGCACCGUGGCAACCGCCACUGCUAGGCCGGGAGUCGUCUCUCUCCCCAAGAUCCGAACACAGACCGUGACGGUACCGCUCAGAACUGGAAUCCGCCACUCCUUGAGACCCCCCACCCCCAAACCCCCCAGGCCCACCCCUGCCAAGCCCACUCCCACCCCCAAGAAGACCACGGUGGGUCCAAACACCAGGAAACCUGCUGGCUCUUCCACCGCUGAAGGUACCAACACCAAGAAGAAACCAGCCAUGUCGGAUCAGGUGCCAGGAAGCACAAGUCUUAAGAAACCACAACCCACCCCAGCCAAAAAGUCCCCUCCAAAGCCCAAAGCCACCCCUGCUAAAGUCGCCCCUUCCAAAGUUGCCCCAUCUAAACUCAACCCCUCUAAAGUUGCCCCUUCUAAAGUUGCCCCUUCCAAAGUUUCCCCAUCUAAAUUGGCCCCGUUCAAAACCACCUCAUCCAAAUUCACCACCCUCAAGGCCACCAAGUCCCCUGCCAGUCCCAAACAACCCCGGACAACGAAGGCCCCCCUCACCCCCAGGUCCACCCCCAGAUCCCCAUACGCCACGGUCACCCUGCCGGCCACGGACGGAUUCCAGACCUGGGAUGUGGAGCCCACCUAUUACUCCCUGCUGGAUGGAGCCCUGGGGCUGAAGGGAGAGCCAGGACUCGCAGGACCACCAGGACCUCCAGGGAAGCCAGGCCAACCAGGGAAGAGGGGCCCUCGGGGAGCCCCUGGUCCCCAUGGCAACCCUGGUCGACCUGGUCCGCCAGGGUCUAAGGGGUGGAAAGGCGACCCAGGGCUCUCUCCUGGUACUGCACCUAAAGGAGCGAAGGGAGACCCAGGACUUCUGGGACCAGUUGGGCUGACGGGCCAAGUCGGUCGAAAGGGACAGAGAGGGCAUGCUGGUCCCCCGGGUCACCCAGGAGAACCUGGAGAACGAGGUCCAGACGGAAGCCCAGGUGCCAAAGGUUAUCCUGGCAGGCAGGGGUUACCAGGACCUAUAGGAGCCAUGGGACCCAAAGGAGCUCGGGGCUUCAUUGGAAUCCCAGGACUGUUUGGCUUACCUGGCUCUGAUGGCGAAAGAGGCAUUCCUGGAGAACCAGGGAAGAGGGGCAAGAUGGGUAGGCCGAACGGUCUGGAAGGACCCAAGGGGAAGAUGGGAUUGAGAGGAUUACCAGGACCUAGAGGGGUGCCCGGACUAGAGGGAGAAGAGGGCCCACUCGGACCACCAGGGCCGACGGGACUGGAGGGCAGAGUUGGCAGGAAGGGCUUCCCUGGCAGCAUUGGGACCGAGGGGGUCAAGGGGGAACUGGGGAUCACAGGAAAGGCAGGACCCAUGGGUGAAAGGGGUUUGGUGGGCUUCAUUGGGCCUGUGGGAGAAACGGGGCUGUCAGGAGAGAAGGGGGAUCGAGGCGGGAUGGGCCUGCCAGGACCGCCAGGAGAAAAAGGAUCCAACGGACACCCAGGGACACCAGGUGAAAGUGGGCCAUCCGGGCCACCAGGAAAUCCGGGAACCCCUGGAUCUCGUGGGCCCAUCGGUACCAGAGGACCCAAAGGCAGGCGGGGUGCAAGAGGCCCAGACGGUCCAACAGGCGACACAGGGUUAGAGGGCAAGAAGGGUCUUGAUGGUCCUCCAGGAAAAAAGGGAUUCCCGGGAGAGCAGGGAAAGAUUGGAGAGUCGGGAGAAGCUGGGCCUCCAGGGUUCCUUGGUAUCCAAGGACCUUCUGGACCUCCAGGAGACAAGGGAAUCGUGGGCGAACCAGGACCCCCAGGGCCACCAGGGACAGUGGGACCACUAGGAGAGAUUGGUCUGAAGGGUCCUCCGGGCAAGGUUGGAGAGUCCGGAUUGCCAGGCGAGCCCGGAGAGAAGGGAGCUCUUGGUGCCGCUGGGAACACAGGAGAACAGGGACUAGUAGGGCAGCGGGGAGAACUAGGGCUGGAGGGAGAAGCUGGGCUUGCUGGUCCUGAUGGAACCAAGGGUGAGAAGGGUGACAUGGGGCAGGAAGGAGACAAAGGAGAGAAAGGAGAAACUGGACUGAAGGGAAAAGAAGGACCUCCAGGAGAUCCUGGACUCACCGGCGUUCGAGGUCAGGAAGGCAAAUCUGGCCAGAUUGGUGAGCGAGGCAAGCUGGGACCAAAGGGAGCCAAAGGUCACCAGGGUCACCUGGGGGAGACUGGAACAGUCGGGAAGACGGGACCAACUGGGUUUGUUGGGCCAAAGGGCUCAAGAGGAACCAUUGGACCUGUGGGGGCCCCAGGAAGAAUGGGUCAACAAGGGGAGCUAGGUCUGGCUGGUUAUGAGGGUCACCAGGGACCCCAGGGCCCAAUAGGGCGUCCAGGACCAAAAGGUGAAAAGGGUGAACAAGGGGAUGAUGGAAAGGUGGAGGGGCCUCCUGGUCCUCAGGGUGACAUUGGUCCACCAGGCAACAGGGGGGAGAGGGGCGAGUCGGGGGACCCAGGAUACAUAGGUCAGCCAGGUGUGGAUGGAGACAGAGGCAAGCAUGGCGCCACCGGCCUGCCCGGUCACGCUGGACCUCGCGGACAGCAAGGCCCCAAAGGAGCCAAAGGAGAUCUGGGUCAGAAGGGCAAGCAGGGUCAGAGAGGACAGAAGGGGACCCGAGGAACUCUGGGUGUGGUGGGCCUGCAUGGUCCGAGGGGCGUGGUGGGCAGAGAGGGGCAGGAGGGUGCCCCGGGGCCGGACGGAGCUCCAGGAAAGGACGGGAGCAAGGGCGUACCGGGCGAGCAAGGGGACGACGGCGAGUUUGGUGUGCCUGGAAACGCCGGUGCCCGUGGCAAGUUGGGCGGGCCGGGGUUGCCGGGUGAGCAGGGAACGUUUGGACCCAAGGGAGAACGGGGGCUCCCGGGCCAGACCGGCUCCCCAGGGAAGAGGGGGUUCAGAGGAGGGAUGGGCCUCCCCGGACCACAGGGGGACCAGGGGCCCAAAGGACAGCCGGGUGAUCCUGGGGAGUCAGGAUUCCCAGGAAUUUUGGGAGUGUUCGGACCAAGGGGUCCUCCAGGGGACUUUGGGCCCAAGGGCAUACAGGGACCUAAAGGGCCACAGGGGACCAUAGGCAGAAGUGGAGUGACUGGUCCCAUGGGCAUUAUAGGACCUGAUGGCAGCACAGGACCUAAAGGAGACAAGGGCAGCCGUGGAGAGAUGGGGAUACAAGGCCCUAGGGGUCCUCCUGGACCUCGCGGACCUCCAGGACCCCCAGGUCCUCCCGGUAUCCCUCUCCCCUUCAGCGACGAGGGGCUGCAAGUGUUUGUGGACUCUCACUCUCCAUUCAGGACCGAGAGCAAGCCGCUGAUGGACCUACCCAUGUUGGAUCAGGGCACAGAGAUCUUCAAGACCCUCCACUACCUCAGCAGCCUGGUCCAGAGCCUGAAGAACCCACUGGGCACCCGUGACAACCCCGCACGCAUCUGCAGGGACCUCCACAGCUGUGAACAGAGGAUGAACGAUGGCACUUACUGGGUCGACCCAAACCUUGGCUGCUCCUCAGACAUGAUAGAGGUGUCCUGCAACUUCACAGGAGGAGGGCAGACCUGUCUAAGACCCAUCACUGUCUCCAAGUUGGAGAUGAGUGUGGGCCGUGUCCAGAUGAACUUCCUGCACCUGCUGAGCUCGGAGGCGGUGCAGCACGUGACCAUCCACUGCCUGAACAUCUCCAUCUGGAGGAGCUCCCCUGACCUGCCACCUUCCCAGGAGGCCGUGCGUUUUAGGGCCUGGAGCGGGGAGAUGAUCGAGGUGGGGGGAGAUCUAGAGCCCUAUGUUCUCGAAGACUCCUGCUGGAUGAAGGAUGGCCGUUGGCACCAGACCCAUUUCCUGUUGCGUUCCCAGGACCCCCAGCUUCUCCCUGUGGUGAACAUCUACAACCUACCCCUGACCACGCCCGGAUCUCACUACCACCUGGAGGUCGGACCUGUGUGCUUCCUGUAAGGCAGCCCAGUGUGUAUGCGUGUGUGUGUAUGUGUGUGUGAACAGAGACGGACCCUGACCUCUCGGACACCCCCCUCCCACUCUCUCCCACCCUGAAAAAGCACGGUCCAGAAGGGAGACCCGCCUCCCCCACACAUCACCACCUCACCCCACCUCGCACUGCUACCCCCUUCUCUCAGUAGACUGAUGUAACAGAGGGAGGAGGUGAGGGAACCGGGGGCAUGGAUGAGGUGGAAGAAGAUGAACAGAGAAGGAAGAGGAGUGGAGUUCUCGUACGAGCGGCUUCUCAAAACAAAGGCAAUGCAUCCUUCCAGCUGGUCAGGGAAGGGUUGACCCCCAAGCAGGCUGUGGAUGUGUGCUCGGAGACCACGCUUGAAGCCCCACACAAACUCCCUCUCUGGAACAAUGCCAGGUCGAGGGAGAGUCAGGCCAAGUCAAUACUGCCAACUCCCCUCCCUCUACCAAGAAACUUAUAGUAAAUUAUUAUACAGUUUGUACUUUUAAAUAAAAGGAACAACAUUCUGUCCGAGAGAAUAAUUCAAGUACUUGGGAACAGUUAAAUGUACAUAUAUAUGUAUGCUUAUUCUUUAAUGUUUAAACAUGUAUAACUUCAUGUAAAGAAAUAAUCUUCAAGUGCAAUAGAAAAUAUAAAGAUAGUUUUAUAUUAUAUUCCAGACGUUGUCGGAUAAUGUCCAUUCAGGGGUGCUGUUUAUUCAUUUGUGCCAGAGAUGCUCGUCCUAUCUCCCCCGCCCUAUCCCCCCCCCUCUCUCUCACUCUAUCUUGCCUGUGUGAAUCUGGACAGGGAGACCCUGCACCUUUUCUUUGGUAAUGUCAAAUUAGCAGAAAGCACAAAAACAGAAUCCCUAUAAGAAAACUAUACAUGUUUCCCAAAGGUGCAGGACCCCUUCUCUCUGUCUGGUGAGGUCAGCCAAGGAACUGAUCCAAAGUCAGUUUGGUCAUUUCCCUAUGCAUGGUAAAGGUUAGAACUCUGAAAGGGUGAACUGGUCCUAUACCAGUGCCAUAUGCCAGUUCAUACCCAGAACUAGAGUUUUUGCUCCUGCCAAAAAUAGAUAGAUACUCAUAGCCCCCAGGAUCACAUUCCCUCUAGCUAGGGCCCAUUGGGUCAUAUUCCCUCUAGCUAGGCCCCCUUAGGAUCACAUCUCUUCUAGCUAGGGACCAUAGGAUAAAAUCUCUUCUAGCUAGGCCCCUUAAGAUCAUAUCUCCUCUAGUUAGUCCCCAUAGGAUCCUAUCCUUUGUAGUUCAAUAGGAGAAGGUAUGGAAGGAGAAGAUCACACCUCUGCUUGGUCUCCUCUAGGUCCUACAAAAACAUGGUGCUGGUCUAAGUUGUUCAUGUUCUUAAUAGUCAAAUGAGAACGGGAGUCAGACGUAUAACAAAGCAGGACUGAAGCGGUGCUAUCCACCCAUUCUGAGGUGCUACGGUAACCUGGUGCUCUUACAACAGGUCACACCACUCUGCCAAAGCAAACAAAUACACACAUCCAUGUCACCAAAGUUCAGCAUCUGUAAUGCACCCUACAUAGACAGAUGUAACAGAUCAAAUAACUGAAUAGAUAACUGGAUUAACUGGUCGUUAACAUACAGUUAAACUUCUGCCACAGAACCAAACCAACUUGACAUCAACACUGAGAAGAAAAUUGUUUAUUUGAAAGGAAUUUUGGAGAAAUAUUGAAGAACAUUUUUGAUUAUUAAUUGUGUAUCCAUUCAUAAAAUGACAGGGUUUGAUGUUUUAAUUUUUUUAACAUGGCAUUAUCAAUUAAUCUGUACAAAUCCCACCAAUGUAGGUAAUAUUUUACAGCUAGGUAUGAUUAAAUAGGAAAAGCCUUUCGUUAAUAUUGAACACAUGUGUAUAAUUAUGCAAGCCGUGUUGUAUACAGUGGAUCCGCUCUUGCUAAUUUAAUGUUAUUUAAAUGUUGUUUUACCGUGGUUGCCGAAUGAGCAAGGCUCUCUUUGUCAAAGCAAUGAAAGAUCUUUUCUCUGAUAACUUUAUGUAUCAGUUUGCCCAACUGGUCUUGGAGUUUAUAGAUUUUUAUUUUAUGUGUAAAUUUGGGGCUCCAGAGAACAAAUUUAUUGCAAUGUUUAUUGUCGUUUAUUUUUUUAAUUUUUGUUUUGUCCUUCUCAGAUUCUUUUCCUCUAUGAUAAUCAAACAUGUACUGUACCGGCUAUAACUUGUGUUUUUAAAGAAACUUAUGUCAAUGUGUGAAAGUUCUGUUUUUGUAAAUCAGUUUAAAACGUUCAAAUGAUUUAAGAAUACCUCACAAUUUACACAUUACUCUGAGGACCCAUUCUCUGGUGCCUGUGUACUCUAUUUCCUUCUUGGAAAAUAUUUGCCAAAUAUUUCACAACUCUCCAUGUCAGACUAUUACAGGUGCCAUCAUACAUUUGUCUUUCCCUUUCAUUUUUAUGUACCAUGUUCAGUUGUUCAAUAAAUACUUUUUAAACUGGGUUUGGACCUGUUGGUUUAAACACUUGCAUACCCAAUAAAAAUAUUUCUUUUUCUACA